Messenger RNA from Copidosoma floridanum, 1683 nucleotides. RefSeq lists its product as uncharacterized. The record is from RefSeq and is a predicted model, not a curated record. NCBI's taxonomy places the organism in Eukaryota, Metazoa, Arthropoda, Insecta, Hymenoptera, Encyrtidae.
AUGUGGUGCCUCUUGUAUGCAGAUGACAUUGUGCUAAUAGCUGACAGCAAAGAGGAACUAAAGAAAAUGUUACAAAGAUUUAAAAAGUACAUUGAAAAGAAGAAACUGAUCUUUAGAAGAGGAUCAAAGAAGAGACUAAAAAUUCUAAAAGAAGAAAAGGUAAAUAAAACAAGAUACAUGAAAGGAGUAGAAUUUAAGGAAGAAAUAAGAGAAAAAAUAGUGGCUAGCAAAGAACAGAAAGAAAAAGAAAAAAGAAUGGAGAAGAUAGAAAAUUCAAGAUACAACAAGAUAUGUAGAUACAUUAAAACAGAGGAAGAAACAGAAAACCGAAAAAAGGAUGUGACAAAUACAGAUAGGAGACUGGUGGCAAGAUUUAGAUGCAGAAAUGAGUGUAAAGGGAAAGAAUACUGGAUAGCAGUUACAACUUCCAAGAGUUUAUCGAUAAAGGCAAGGCUAUUUUCGGAUCGAUUAGAAGGUUUGGAAAAAUUUGUAGGGGGCGCAGACGUCGACAAAGUCAGCGCGACUUUACGUUUGGAGGACCUAACCCGUAAAUUUCAAGAAUGUGAGGACUUAAUAGAAGCGCUUAGUGUUGAGAACGGAAAGGUAAUGGAAGUAGAGACGUGGCCAGACAUCAGCAAGCGGUAUUACAAGAUAGCCAGCGAUAUUGCGAAGUUGAAUGCUCUCGACGGGAGGAACAAUGCGUCUUUAGUAGGUCAGGGAGGAGGAAUGGGCUCUUCGACUUUUGUAGAACACCAGCGUCUCUUAAAACUCCCAGUAGCAGAACUUCCAAGGUUUAGCGGUGGGCACGAAGAAUGGUUGUCGUACAAAAACACUUUCUUGACGAUGAUCAAUUCACGCAGUGACAUCGAUAAACUGGUCAAGUUUAUGUAUUUGCGGAAUACUUUACAGGGCGAAGCGUUGAACAAGAUUUCGAUUUAUACCAUCAGCGCGGAGAACUAUGACAAGGCUUGGAAAACUCUGGUUGAUUCGUACGAGCGUCGGCGUAUUCUGAUCUCUAAGCAUCUUGAUGCAAUCCUCGACAUUCCGCCGUUGAAGACUGCUACUUCCAAGGAUUUGUCCAUAAUCGUUGACAAGGUGAAACAGCACUUGAAUUCGUUGGAGUCUCUUGGUGGUAUGGAACCUCCCCGUAUGGUCGUUCGUUUACUUGAGAGGGCCUUACCAUCGCCCAUUCGUCAAAGAUGGGAGGACUCGCUUGCGGUGGACGAGCUCCCGAACCUUGAAACAUUUUAUUCGUUCAUCGAAGGGGUAGUUUCGAGGAUGUACACAAUGGAGAAUGAUUGUCCGCAGUUCAAAGACGCCAUCGAAUCAGCCGGCAAGCCGAAUCUGGAACCCAGAAAGGCGAGGAAGACCAACGACGGUGCUCGGAUCUUCGUGACUACAGCAGAGCAGCCAUGCGUGAAAUGCGAUCAAGCACACUCGCUGUAUCGUUGUCCAGAGUUUGCUACUUUGUCGGUCCAAGCUCAGUGGGAUUUCGUCAGAACACAUCGUUUGUGCUUCAAUUGUUUGCAUUCACAUGUCGGAAAGUGCAACCUGGGGAAUUGCAGGCGAUGCGAUAAGUACCACAACACCUUGUUGCAUGCGGACCCGAAGACAUCCCAGUCAACAGCGAAGUCUGGUGGAACUCUUGGUGGAAAUUCGUCCAACAACGCUUCUCACGCAUGA